Molecule: messenger RNA, 1872 nt
Organism: Tripterygium wilfordii
Lineage: Eukaryota; Viridiplantae; Streptophyta; Magnoliopsida; Celastrales; Celastraceae
Product: ent-kaurenoic acid oxidase 2-like
Exons: 9
Coding region: 178-1647 (489 amino acids)
Biological process (GO): brassinosteroid homeostasis; sterol metabolic process; brassinosteroid biosynthetic process
Molecular function (GO): heme binding; monooxygenase activity; iron ion binding
Source: RefSeq, a predicted model, not a curated record
GACAUGGGGAAAGGGUAGCAAGCCUUUGUCGAUUUGCUCACUCUGGAAAAGCGAAUAAUAUUGUUGGAAUCAUUUUCCGGCUUAUAUAAACAACAAAAACAAUUACUAGUACUUCACAAGAGACUUGAGACUUGAAACUUGAAAACCACAAUAAUUUUGGGUCGGGUGGUGAUCAGGAUGGAGAGUAGUAACACUACAAUAGGAGUGUCUAUGGCAUUGAUUCUUGUGGGUUUGCCAGUAUUGGUGUGGUUGUUGUGGUGGUGGAAUGAGCUUUGGUAUGCGAUGCCUCUUAUGCUUCGACGACCUUCCGGUGGAUGCGCCAAGCUACCACCGGGAAACAUGGGUUUGCCUUUCUUUGGAGAGAUGUUAACUUUUCUAUGGUACUUUAAGAUUCUUGGCCGACCAGAUGAGUUUAUCGAUGCAAAGCGACGCAAGUACGGUGAUGGAGCGGGGAUGUAUAGGACCCACCUCUUCGGAUCACCGUCCAUCAUAGCAUGCUUCCCAUCGAUCAACAAAUUUGUACUUAAAUCGGACGAUUUGUUUCGUAUACAAUGGCCGAACCUUGAUAUUAUGGGUCGUCAUUCUCUAGUUGUAGUUAAUGGAAAAGCCCAUGAAAGGCUCAGAAGCUACGUGCUAAACUCCAUCAAUCGGCCUAAGACAGUGAGACAUAUUGCUCAACAGGUGCAGCCAAAGAUGGUAGCAGCUCUCCAAUCAUGGUCUCAGAAGGGUAAAGUCAUAGCAAGUGUUGAAAUCAACAAGAUGACAUUCGAAAACAUCGGGAAAUUGUUUGUAAGCAUGGAAUCAGGACCUUUUCUUGAGUCCAUAAGGAAAUUGUUUCAUGGGAUGGUGAAAGGGAUAAGAGCUCAGCCACUUAAUUUUCCUGGAACUGCUUCUCAUUAUGGAACUAAGUGCAGGAGAAAACUUGACGAAAUUUUCAUGGAAGAGCUAAAGAAGAAGAAGGAACAAAUAAACGGAGCGGAAAAGACCAAUGAUUUGAUGGAUGGGUUGAUGGAAAUAAAAGAUGAACAAGGUAACCAAUUGAGUGACAUAGAGGUGGUACACAACAUUGUGAGUCUUGUUGUUGGUGGAUAUGAAUCCACUUCCCUCGCAACAAUGUGGGCUGUUUAUUGCCUUGCCAAGUACCCUAAUGUCCUACAAAAGCUACGGGAUGAAAAUAUGGCGAUGAAAAAGAACGAGCCUGAGGAUUUCAUUACAAGUGAAGAUGUCUCGAAACUGAAAUACACAAACAAGGUUGUCGAAGAAUCAAUAAGAAUGGCCAACAUCGCAUUGCUUUCUUUUCGAUUAGUCACCAAAGAAGUUGAAUUUGAAGGUUACAGAAUACCAAAGGACUGGAAAGUUAUUGUUUGGCUCCGUUACCUCCACACAAACCCAGAAUAUUUUGAUGAUCCUAUGUGCUUUAACCCAGAUAGAUGGGAUGAACCAACAAAGGGAGGGACAUACAUGGUAUUCGGACUAGGACCUAGACUCUGCCCUGGAAACACACUUGCUCGAAUAUCAAUUGCGGUUUUCCUUCAUCAUCUUUCGAUCGGAUACAAGUGGGAACUAGUCAAUCCGAAUGCAGGCAUGACUUAUCUACCACAUCAAAAACCAGUUGAUGGAGUAGAGAUUGCAAUCUCAAAAAUCUGACAACUGUUUGUCUUAUAAUUCCCACUUCUGUAAAUUAGCAAUCUUAGCUUUCUUUAAUUUUAUGCUGCUUAUUUUUUGCAUCUUCUUCUUUAGAAAGUGCACAAAAUUGCUGCAACUCUUUUGGCAUGAAAAGGUAGACUUGCCGUCAUAUCCUGUGAGCAGAAUCACUAGCAAAUAUGUAUCGGUCUUUCAUAUCCCAAUUGCAAUCAUAGUCCCUAUAACACA